CCGAGCUAGACACGGUAGUGGAGCAGGCGCUGCCUGGCCCCGACCAUGUCUUGCAUCCACUACAAGUUCUUCUCCAAGCUGAACUAUGAUACGGUCACCUUCAGUGGCCUCAACAUCUCCCUCUGCGACCUUAAGUGCAAGAUCAUGCGCAAGGAGAAGCUGAAGGCAGCCAACUGUGACCUGCAGAUCAGCAAUGCCCAGACCAAAGAAGAAUACACAGAAGAUGCCCUGAUUCCUAAAAACUCAUCGGUAAUUGUCAAAAGAAUCCCUGCUGGAGGAGUUAAAGCUACCGGCAAAACAGAUGUUCCGGCUCCUCAGUCACACAAAACCCCUGGAGCAGCUUCUUUCAGGUGACAUUCCUACUCCUAUUCUUAGUCAAUAAAGCGUAUGUAACAUGUCUAGUACUUUGGCACUUUCACAGCUAAGCAUGGUAGAUACCUGAACACAGUGCUUGGGCUUCCACAAAGAAACACUCUUCUAAAACUAAGCUGCUGACAGUUUUGUUAUUUCUUUGUCAGAUGACUGAUUUUUUUUUCACUGAAGUAAACUUGCCCUUUGAAGUGUUGGGACUAUCACUGUUCCGCCAUAGAAACUAAAGUACUGUAUGUGACAGCUGUUUGUAAUACUAGGGAUGUACAGAUUGCCUGAAGCUACGUUCAUAGUGUGAGGGUUGAUUAUUUAAGAACACAAAGCUGUACUAGAGACUUGAUAUAUUUGAUACUGAUGUGGCAGAGAAAAUAUCUGAGGACUUUCUCUUGCACUGUUGUGUUCUGUAUCUGUAAGUCUGACUUUGUGACAAAGCAGAAAUGGGAUUUUGGAGGUUUUUUAGUUGCACUGAAUGACCAAGAGAUAAGAGUUUGUGUACACAAAUAAAUUUCCAUAUUCCCUAGACUAUGGGAACAUAAUGUUUU
Messenger RNA from Neopsephotus bourkii (Bourke's parrot), 911 nucleotides. RefSeq names its product E3 ubiquitin-protein ligase RBBP6-like. NCBI's taxonomy places the organism in Eukaryota, Metazoa, Chordata, Aves, Psittaciformes, Psittacidae. Gene Ontology annotation, molecular function: zinc ion binding; ubiquitin protein ligase activity. Gene Ontology annotation, biological process: mRNA processing; protein ubiquitination; ubiquitin-dependent protein catabolic process. Gene Ontology annotation, cellular component: nucleus. The record is from RefSeq and is a predicted model, not a curated record. Bases 46 to 354 code for a protein of 102 amino acids. The transcript has 3 exons.